AUGGCUCCCUAUGAGAAAUCGAUGGAGAUGAUGCCCUUCAAGCAACGGAAAUGCCUCGCAACCAGGAAAGAUGAAGUGUGCAGCAUUCGGUCCAAAUUCCCCAACAAGUUGCCUGUAAUCGUCGAACGGUACAUUCGUGAAAAAAACCUCCCACUAUUGGACAAGACCAAGUUCCUGGUUCCCUUCGAGCUGACCCUGGGUCAGUUCCUCUGUCUGCUCAGGAACAAGAUCAGUCUGGAGUCGAGCCAGGCUCUGUUCCUCCUGGUCUCGGAGAGGAGCAUGUCCUGUAUGUCCUCCAGCAUGGGGGAGGUCUACUCUCAGUACAGAGACCCCGACGGCUUCCUCUACAUCACCUACGCCUCACAGGAGAUGUUCGGGGCGUACCCGUCGGACACGACGCCGUGCUGA
Molecule: messenger RNA, 408 nt
Organism: Lampris incognitus (smalleye Pacific opah)
Lineage: Eukaryota; Metazoa; Chordata; Actinopteri; Lampriformes; Lampridae
Gene: map1lc3cl
Product: microtubule-associated protein 1 light chain 3 gamma, like
Exons: 4
Coding region: 1-408 (135 amino acids)
Biological process (GO): autophagy of mitochondrion; macroautophagy; cellular response to nitrogen starvation
Cellular component (GO): autophagosome membrane; cytosol; autophagosome
Molecular function (GO): ubiquitin protein ligase binding
Source: RefSeq, a predicted model, not a curated record